CCGGACUUCUCCUCUCUCUCUCUCCCUUUCUCUGCCGUCUCAAUACUCUCUCUCUCUAAUGGCGGCGGCCUCUCAUCUUCACAUAACCCCAACACCGUCUCCCCAAACCCCUCCUCCUCCCUGGUUCUCUCCCACCACCGGAAUCUACACCAGCAAACACCCCUCAAUCCACCUCCCCCUCGACCCAAAUCUCUCCGCCGUCUCCGCCCUCUUCUCCCACAUCCACAACAUCCAAAACCCUUCCUCCCCCGCCUUCAUCGACUCCUCAACCGGAUUCUCAAUCUCCUACACCGAGCUCCAGACCCUGAUCGAAUCAAUCUCCGCAGGGAUUCACCACGAUCUAGGUAUCCGACAAGGCGACGUCGUUUCCCUCGUCCUCCCUAACUCCCUCUACUUCCCUCUCCUUUUCCUCUCGUUGAUCUCCCUAGGCGUUGUUGUCACAACAAUCAACCCUUCGAGUAGCUUGGGAGAGAUCACGAAGCAGGUUAGUGAGUGUAAGGUCUCGUUAGCGUUUACUUGUGGCGAAAGUUACGAAAAGUUGGGUUCUUUAGGUGUUGUGGUCAUAAGGGUGCCCGAAAGUUACGAUCUUGAUUUGAUUCGUAUCGAAAAUCCAAAGUUUUACUCAAUCAUCAAAGGAGGUUUCGGAGUUGUGGCGAGACCGUUGGUUAAGGUUAAGCAAGAGGAUGUAGCAGCGAUUAUGUAUUCCUCUGGGACUACGGGUGCUAGUAAAGGAGUUAUGUUAACUCACGGGAACCUGAUUGCGUCGAUGGAGCUUUUUGUGAGAUUCGAAGCUUCGCAGUAUGAGUAUCCAGGGACGGGGAAUGUUUAUCUAGCGGCGUUGCCUUUGUGUCAUAUCUAUGGUUUGUCUCUAUUUGUUAUGGGGUUACUGUCUCUUGGAUCAACCGUUGUUGUUAUGAGGAGGUUUGAUGUUUCUGAUGCUGUUGAUGUGAUCGAGAGGUUUGGGAUUACGCAUUUCCCUGUUGUUCCUCCGAUGUUGAUGGCGUUGACGAAGAAGGCGAAAGGGGUUUGUGGGGAUGUGUUUAGGAGUUUGAAGCAGGUUUCUUCUGGAGCUGCUCCUUUGAGUGGGAAGUUUAUUGAGGAUUUUUUGGAGACUCUUCCUCAUGUUGAUUUGAUUCAGGGAUAUGGAAUGACUGAAUCAACAGCAGUUGGUACACGAGGGUUUAACUCUCAAAGGCUUAGGAAGUAUUCUUCGGUGGGACUACUUGCUCCAAAUAUGCAAGCCAAGGUUGUAGAUUGGAGCUCUGGUUGUUUCCUUCCACCAGGAAACCGUGGAGAGCUCUGGAUACAAGGCCCCGGAGUCAUGAAAGGAUACUUGAAUAACCCGGAAGCAACUGAGAUGACAAUUAUUGAAAAAAGUUGGCUACGGACUGGGGACAUUGCUUAUUUUGAUGAAGAUGGCUACUUGUUUAUUGUUGACCGUAUAAAGGAGAUUAUAAAGUACAAAGGUUUUCAGAUCGCACCAGCUGAUUUGGAGGCUGUUCUUGUUUCACAUCCUUUGAUUAUCGAUGCUGCAGUAACAGCUGCCCCAAGUGAAGAGUGUGGAGAGAUUCCGGUAGCAUUCGUUGUGCGGAGACAAGAAACAACCCUUUCAGAACAAGAUGUAAUAAGCUAUGUAGCUGCUCAGGUUGCACCGUACAGGAAGGUGAGGAAAGUUGUGAUGGUUAGCUCAAUACCAAAAUCUCCAACUGGGAAGAUAUUGAGAAAGGAACUAAAGAGAAUUCUCACAAGCUCUGUUUCUUCAAGACUUUAAUUCUUCCUUCUUCUUUUUUGGGUAAUAAUAAUACACACAGAGAGCUCUCGUAGUUUUGUAGCAUUCAAUUCGAUUCUUUAUUGGUUUUGUAACUUUAAAAGAGAACAAGCAUAAAGAUGUGUGUGUUGUAGUAUCUGAUUCUUCAUGAAUAAGCUAUAGAGUUGUUGUAAACAGAGUUCUUUGUAAGCCACAGAAUUGUAAGUUGGCUUACAUUUAUACAAAAGUCCUUUUUAGAGAGCUAACA
Molecule: messenger RNA, 2015 nt
Organism: Eruca vesicaria subsp. sativa (arugula)
Lineage: Eukaryota; Viridiplantae; Streptophyta; Magnoliopsida; Brassicales; Brassicaceae
Source: the annotation of a GenBank genome assembly